GAAAGCCCCACCAACCCUUGAUUUGCCACGUGGCUUGUGAGACAUAAUUAAUCUCACAUUCAUCAAAAUUGGAUACCUAGCAUAAUGUCUUACACUAUCUCUCUGAAAGCAUACAGCAAAAUCAUUCUGCACUGCUCUAAGUACCCUCAUAAAGCUAUCAAUGGAGUAGUCAUCGGCUCAGUCUCCAAAGAAACACAAAGUGUCCAGAUUCAAGAUGCCAUCCCUAUGUUUCACUUAGGCAUUGGCCUAGCUCCAAUGUUGGAAGUUGCACUCACACAGGUUGAGAUCUAUUGCGACACAAAGGGGUUAAGUAUUGUGGGUUAUUACCAUGCCAAUGAGAGAGUCAAUGAUGCGACAAUCAGUGACACAGCAGUCACCAUUGCCAACAAGAUUGCCGUUAAUUGUGACAAGGCGUGUCUACUAAUUGUUGAUAAUGAAGCACUUGGAGACCAGACAAAGUCAGGUCUAAAGCUCCAGGUGUUGAAGAGUGACUCGGGACACAGCCACUGGAAAGAGCACCUCAGUGCACUGAAAUUUCUUGACGAGCAAACAAUUGUCAACACAAGAAAACUGGUUCAAAACAACAUGGCUGAGAUUCUAGUGGAUUUCGAUAAUCAUUUGGAUGACAUUCAACUUGAUUGGACAAACCCUAAAAUCAAUAGAGCUCUUCCCAACGGUACAAUACAGUAGAGUUGGCAUUUAAUCAGCAUUCUGUAGCCACAUGUAUUGUCUGCACUUGUUUGUGUUGCACAGGUACUUUAGUCUUGUAGUUAUCAAUAUUAAUUGUGUGUGUUAGAUUUGCAUCCAUUAAUUUGUAUACUCAAUUUGUUAUAAUAGAAUCUUAUUCGUACAACUUA
Halichondria panicea is the source of this 857-nucleotide messenger RNA. Its product is annotated as ER membrane protein complex subunit 8-like. The record is from RefSeq and is a predicted model, not a curated record. The transcript is spliced from 5 exons. Gene Ontology annotation, cellular component: EMC complex. Lineage: Eukaryota; Metazoa; Porifera; Demospongiae; Suberitida; Halichondriidae. The coding region runs from base 85 to 690 and encodes 201 amino acids.